Messenger RNA from Homarus americanus (American lobster), 2943 nucleotides. Its product is annotated as nuclear hormone receptor FTZ-F1 beta-like. The record is from RefSeq and is a predicted model, not a curated record. The transcript is spliced from 15 exons. The coding region runs from base 1 to 2571 and encodes 856 amino acids. NCBI's taxonomy places the organism in Eukaryota, Metazoa, Arthropoda, Malacostraca, Decapoda, Nephropidae. Gene Ontology annotation, cellular component: RNA polymerase II transcription regulator complex. Gene Ontology annotation, molecular function: zinc ion binding; nuclear receptor activity; RNA polymerase II cis-regulatory region sequence-specific DNA binding. Gene Ontology annotation, biological process: regulation of transcription by RNA polymerase II; tissue development; hormone-mediated signaling pathway.
AUGGAGGUAACAGGCCAGAUGGAGGUCACGACAGGCCGGAUGGAGGUGACUAAGGACCAGAUGGAGAUGACUAAGGGCCAGAUAGAGGUGACUCAGGGCCAGAUGGAGAUGACUAAAGGCCAUGUGGAUGUAACUGAGGGCCGGAUGGAGCACCCCGCCACGCCCACGUUCCACCAACACACAUGGCUUCGCCCCUCCUCAGGCACCGCACGCCCGUGGCUAAUCCCCCUCUCAUCGCCCAUCAACAGCCACCGCCGAACAGCACAGCACCAACAGCCGCAGCAGCAGCAUCAACAUCAACAUCAACAUCAUCGUCAUCAUCCACAUCACCAUCAUCAACAGCCGCAGCCGCAGCCGCAGCCUCAGCCGCAGCAGCCGCAGCCGCACCUCAGUCCUCCACCCACGCCCACAGAUUCACCCAGACCCAUCCACAAGGACCCACCCCCUGCAGCCCACUCAUCACCGGCACUAGGUGAGAGAAGUGCCAGCAGCGGGGAGAGUGAGGGCGGGGGAGCUGACCCCCCUAAAGACGCGCCCCCCAACGGUCGAGUCUCCGGCACCCCCAGGGAAGAAGACUCCUCCGACACCGACAUGGAGAUAAAGAGCCUCGACCUCACAGCGCGCGUGAGCCUUCGGGAGCGCGAGGGACCAGAGAGGGUGCGACCUAUGUCCUGGGAGGGUGAACUCUCUGACCCAGACCUAAGCAAGCAGCCCGCCCAGGAGGAACAGAUGCGGGUGGACGCGGAGGAGCCUAUGUCACCCAUGUCUCCUAUGUCUCAGGGGUCCGACCAUGACCAUGAGAAACCCACCAUCAGACAGGUAAAAGUCGAGGAGAUUGGAGAGGAAGGCAACGUGUACUGCUCACAACCCGCGUCACACACUGACUCUCCCGUUCCUCCGAGAAGUGAUUCCGGCUGUGAGGUGCAUCCGGGCCCCUACACCCCCAGCCAGAGCCCGCUGUUGCCACGCCUCCAUCCACACACCCACUCCCCCACCCACCUCUACUCUCCCACACAGUCACCGGGACCCAGCAGGCACGUCUCUGGGUUCUCCUCCCCCUACAGCCAUACACCGUCAACAGGCGUCAGUAGGAACAAUAGUGAUGCCUCCCAGUAUGGCGGCUCCUAUAACAGCUACUCCUCUGCUCCAUCACCCAUUUCCCCAACGCACUAUUCCCCUUCACAGUCACCUAUCCAACAACGCCAUAUCAACUUCCCAAUGCCGACUCACCAGUCACCUAACCUGAGUCGCGUCCCGCAGUAUCCAGGAGCAGCUCCUGGGGUCCUCUAUGGUGCACCUCUCGACUUGCGAGACACGCACAGCCUUGUGGGUCAUCCUGACUCCUCCAAGGACCCAAAAGAUGAUGACCGGCUAACAGCAGAUCUGGCACAACACUCUGUGAUAGCAGCACAGUCUGGCAUCACCAGACAACAACUCAUCAACAGCAGCCCCUGUCCCAUCUGUGGAGACAAAAUCUCAGGCUUCCACUACGGCAUCUUCUCCUGUGAGUCAUGUAAAGGGUUCUUCAAGAGAACGGUGCAGAACAAGAAAAACUACGUGUGCAUGCGGGGCGCUUCAUGUCCGGUCACAACCAUCACGCGGAAGAAAUGUCCAGCCUGUAGAUUUGACAAGUGCCUCCGUAUGGGUAUGAAACUAGAAGCCAUCCGUGAAGACCGGACACGUGGUGGGCGAAGUACAUAUCAGUGUGCGCCUUACCCUCUCCCACCUACGUUAGUGACGCCUACCACUUCUGCUCAUCAUUUUGACCCUCAGAGGCUUCCUGAUGCCACAGCAGUAAAGGCUGAACCCUCUGAUAGUGAUGAAGUUAAACCCUCACCAUCUGAUGAGAAUAGACCAGUACCUCUACUCUUGCAGCAAAUCCAUGAUGUAGAACACUUGUGGCACUGCAGUGAAAGUGAAAUGGCAGAGUUACGACAGUCUGAGCAGGCGGCUCGCCAGGCCAUGGAAAAUAAUUCACAAGACUUCUUGAACAACUUGUGCCACAUUGCAGAUCACCGACUGUAUAAGAUAGUCAAGUGGUGCAAAUCUCUUCCACUUUUCAGACACAUAACGAUCGAUGACCAAAUCUGUUUGCUGAUCAACUCCUGGUGUGAGCUCCUACUCCUCUCUUGUUGCUUCCGUUCUAUGGAUUCCCCAGGUGAGAUCAGAGUCAGCUCAGGUCGCACCAUGACCUUACAACAGGCAGAAGUCAUGGGUAUAGGACCAUGCAUUGAGCGUAUGCUCAAUCUAACCUACCAGCUAAGCCGCCUUCAGGUCGACAAGUACGAGUAUAUGGCUAUGAAGGUCAUUGUCCUCCUGUCCUCAGAUGUCUCGGGCUUGCGGGAAGUGGAGAAGGUGCGUGAUUCCCAAAAGAAGGUAGUCCAAGCGCUGCAAGAGUAUACACGCACUCACUACCCACACUUGCCACCCAAGUUCGGAGAACUUCUCCUCCGCAUCCCCGAACUUCAACGCACAUGUCAGGCGAGUAAGGAAAUGCUCUCUAUGAAGAAGAAGGAGGGAGAUGUGCCAAGUUUCAAUUUCCUCUUUGAGCUACUAAGAGGGGACCAUUAGUUAAGGUUGGAGUGCAACCUCGUCUUGAGUGUCAGUUGCUGCAUCUCCCUCAGGUAUGCGUCAUCUCUUCGGGUUCAUAAUAUGUCAAGACGUGGAAUGUUAUCAAGACGAACUACCAUGGAUUAAGGACCAAUUUGCUGCAACAGCAAAACAGGACGUGCAGUUUAUGACUCCGAAGUGAUGAUAUCCCCAUGGCUGUGACAAGUGGACGUCACUUACUCAUCCCACCUUGUGUACUCAUUCAUCAUCAUGCAAACAAGACUCAACAGGAAUAGCGAAUCAUCAAUGAAGCUGUAAAUUUAGAAGUGACAACUCAAGGACAAUUUUCUUUUAUAUAAGUAGAUAUCAUAACAACUUCAUAUAUAAUUCCUA